This is a messenger RNA of Aureobasidium musti, 546 nucleotides long. NCBI's taxonomy places the organism in Eukaryota, Fungi, Ascomycota, Dothideomycetes, Dothideales, Saccotheciaceae. The record is from the annotation of a GenBank genome assembly.
AUGCCUCCUGCCAUUUCAGACGAAGAGAUGUCCGAUCCUCUCUCUGCCGAUGAGGAAGUCCUUCCCUCUAAGAAACCCGCAACCAAGAAGGCCGCCAAAUCAAAUGCCAAGUCCGCCAAACAAGAGGUCGAGGAAGACGAUGUCAAGAAUGGCGACGCCGAAGCCGCCGACGACGAUGAAGACGAUGAAGACGAUGAAGACGAUGAAGACAACGCCGAUGAAUAUGUCGUUGAAAAGAUCUUGAACCACGCCUUUGAUAACGGCAAAGACUGUCUCUACGAAGUGAAGUGGCUCGGCUACGAGGCCAAAGAGGACCGCACUUGGGAGCCCGAGGACAACCUUUCCGGUGCCAUGGAUGUACUAAAGGCUUACUGGGAUAAGAUUGGUGGCAAGCCUCAGGCAAAACCAAAGACUCCAGCAAAGAAGGGUACCAAGAGAAAGUCGAUGGCUCAAGAUACUCCCGAACUUCUCGACUACUAUGAGUCGAAAUUGUACGGCAAUUCCUCCAAAUCCACCCGCCGAAGACGUUCCACUAACAAGGCCUAG